Molecule: messenger RNA, 1212 nt
Organism: Babesia microti strain RI
Lineage: Eukaryota; Apicomplexa; Aconoidasida; Piroplasmida; Babesiidae
Product: aspartate aminotransferase
Exons: 4
Coding region: 1-1212 (403 amino acids)
Biological process (GO): biosynthetic process; amino acid metabolic process
Molecular function (GO): pyridoxal phosphate binding; transaminase activity
Source: RefSeq, a predicted model, not a curated record
AUGACAAAUAUUUAUGAUUCUCUAAAAAACAAAUCAUUUGAAGACCCAAAUAUAAACUGUGCAAUUGCAGCACGUGCAGACACCAGUGAUGACAAAAUAGAUCUGUCACUAGGCACUUUAUGCGAUAAGGAUGGCAAAUUUUACAUGUUUGAAUCCGUUAAGAAGGCGGAGCAGCUAGUUAUAAACGAUGAUAAUAGAACUGAGGAUUACUUAUUCAUGUCUGGAGAUGAGGAGUUUUGUUUAGCAGCAAGAUCAAUACUAUUUCCGGGGGCGCAGUCUGAGGAGCUGAGCCAACUAGUAUCUCUGCAAACGUUCGGUUCUACUGGAGCAAUUGCCUUGUUCCUACAAUUAUUUUCAGAGCUAGAUUACAAUCCUACAGUAUAUCUAAGUGAUCCUACGUGGUGUAAUUACUAUGGUAUGUUAGAGAAUGUUGGACUUAAAUAUACCCACCACCCGUACAUUAUAAAGGGGGAGAAUAGAUUGGAUAUUGAUUCGAUGAUUAGUUGUUUGUCAAAGGCGAAUCUAUUUGACAUAUUGAUCCUCCAAGUUUGUUCACACAAUCCAUCGGGUUUGGAUUUAUCUGAAGAGGACUGGGCCAAGGUACUUGAAGUAGUGCAACAACGUAAGCUGAUUGUACUAUUGGACAUCCCUUAUCAAGGCCUAUCAAAGGACUUUAUCACAGAUGUCUACCCUUGUAUGUUAUUUUUGAAGGCUCGGCCGGCAGUUGAGUUAUUCGUGGCACAAUCUUUUUCCAAGAUAAUGGGCCUAUGUUCCGGGCGUAUAGGUUGUCUCCAUUUCAGGACUCUGAGCAAUUCUAAUCAUCUAAAAAUUGCACUGACUAGGAUAAUAAGGGCAACUUAUAGCACCCCUCCCAGGCACUAUGCUUCAUUAGUCAAAAGAGUUCUAACCACUCCGGAUUUGAAAAAAGAGUGGCUGGAGGAGCUCACAAUGCUAGCCAAUGGCUUAAAGAAGGCAAGGGCAGAACUAUGUAAUAAAAUGGUUAAUGAAUUUGGAGACAGAUGGAGUUUUGUAGCGAAGCAAUCUGGGAUGUACGCUUAUCUAAACAUUGAGGAUGAACUGGUUAAGAAGAUGAGGGACAUGCACAUAUACACCUCAUUUAGGGGCAGGAUUGUUUUGUCUAGGAUAAAUGAGAGAAACAUUGAUCGUUUAAUAUACAGUUUAAAAUCAUGUUUGGGAAUUGAAAUGAUAUAG